This is a messenger RNA of Xiphias gladius (swordfish), 522 nucleotides long. The record is from the annotation of a RefSeq genome assembly. Lineage: Eukaryota; Metazoa; Chordata; Actinopteri; Istiophoriformes; Xiphiidae.
AUGACUUUUAUCAUGUAUUUGCUUUUAUUUUCUUUUGUAAUGGGAUUAGUUGCUGUUGCUUCUAACCCCUCUCCCUACUUUGCUGCUCUAGGGUUGGUUGUAGUUGCAGGGGUAGGGUGUGGUGUUUUGGUGGGGCACGGGGGGCCUUUCUUAUCUUUGGUGUUGUUCUUAAUUUAUUUAGGUGGGAUGUUGGUAGUGUUUGCAUAUUCGGCAGCUCUUGCUGCUGAACCUUACCCAGAGAGCUGAGGGAGUCGGCCGGUAGUCAUGUAUAUGGGGGCUUAUCUGGUGGGGGUAGUCGUGGUGUCCGGGCUGUUUUGAGGGGGGUGGUAUGAGUCUUCUUGGGUCUCUGUUGAUGAACUAGGUGAGUUCUCUGUGUUUCGGGGAGAUGUUGGGGGAGUUGCUUUAAUGUACUCACUAGGGGGUUGAAUGUUAAUUAUCAGUGCAUGGGUAUUGUUGCUUACUUUGUUUGUGGUACUAGAGCUGACUCGAGGACUUAGUCGGGGUGCUCUCCGGGCUGUUUAG